AUGGAAGGUCCGCUAUUGGACCUCACUCGGUCGAAUCCAACCCCAUCGAGCGAACGGGUGGCGAAAACGCUGAAACACGUCCUUUCCUUCCUCGAUACCCUCGCCUUCCACAUCCCAGAGGGCACCCGAUGUGCAGUGAGUAUACUGCCAACGCUGAACAACCCCACACUGUGGCGUCUCGUUGAGGAUACGGCCACCUGGCAAGUCGGGGAGGCCCCUCAAUACGCGUCGCGGCCGAUCGACUCCGGGCAUGAUUUAAUCGACCACUUUAUUACGACGCUUUUGUCGUCCUCACUGCACGACGGCGCGGGAAAGGCCCCCCACGCCGUUGAUGAGCAGGUCGGUGAGAAUUACCCAUCUGCUCUCGCGGAGGACGAUCUCGGUGGCGACUCACCGCAUGCCACGAGCCAAGGGGAUGAGGGGGAGGAAGCAAACCCGUACGACAGCGGUGAGGCGGUGUGGUUGGAGGAGCUUGAUGCAGCCUCCGCCUCGCUGUGGGAUGAAAACAUGGCGCAGACCGCCAAUGAAGUGGGCUCGGACGUCCCAUCCGAGGAUGAGGUUGGACAAACCAUUGCGAAGAAAACCUCCGUUUCACAGGAAAGUCAAUACAGCCAUGCGCACGCAACAUCGAAUACCGAUUCAAGUGCGAUGGAAGCGGACAGCAUUGCACGGGAAGCUGAAGGUAAUAAUGAGUGGAAAUUCGAUGAUACGCCUGAAACAUCUGAAGGCGUUUCGACAAAUCAGAGCCACAACAGCAUAGAGGAUGGAAACCACAGUUGCCAUACGACCGACUCCUCCUCUGGUGACCGGCAUGAAAUUUUCCAGUCCACAAAGGCCCUACGUAUGGUACUCAAGCAGAAUUCACCUGCAGGUUUUCACCUUUUCUUCUCGUUCUUGGAACUGAUUGGCUGGGUUUUGCAUCUACCAGUUCCCUCUGUACGAUGGCCGACGACCGCAGACUCCUCGCAACUUCUUCCAUUGUUUUCAGAUUUCCGUGCGGAUGGGGUAAUAUCCCAUUGGGUGACCACAUUCUCACUAAGUUACACUGCGCUUCUUCGCAUCUUCAACCCAGUACCAUCACGAGCCUUUCGAUUUUCACCCCUUGAGGACGAGAACAGAGGUCUGUCCUCAACAUCACCCACCACUGUUGCAAAGACUCUUCAUGAUCCCGCCAUCAUGGAGAAGAUUAUGUUACUCCUGCUGAAUACGUGCCCAGACGUGUGGUUAAUGAGUGCGAUAUUGCACUGUUGGUGGACAUCCUUGCUCCACCACGACCACUGGCCCGAUGGGGCGGGGGAUGAUGAAACACGCUUUGUCAUCUCAACCACACACGGCAAAGCUCUCGAGAAGAUCAGGCGUGGAAAGUCAAACGGUGUCGAGAACGGAGGCGCCCCGCGCGCGAUGCUGAUGCCACGGGUGGAAAUCUCCCUCUGUGUGCUGUUAUACCAUGCGGGGCUUAACGCCCACGCGGUGCGUAGCUGGCGUCAACGUCAAUUAGACCCAAUCGAGGCUUCCCCCUUGUCCACGGGGGGUCCGGGCCCAAUCUCAGACAAAGGGGAUCGGUUUGACACCAGAAAGUGGCAUGCAGUGCACGAGGCCGUGUUGGAAAAAGUCUUUGGAGACGUCCUAGGGGAAACAGGGGGUUGUGACAACGAGGUGUGGGGUGACCCCAUCCCUGAAAGUUCCCUAUUACACCUCAUUGGAAGUAUGACGCUGUUGUCCCUCGAGACGAGGGCCGUGUCAAGGGGACAAUCGGGACGGCGAAGGGAGGCUUGUGGGACAUCCGAUUCGUCUGGAAAGUCACCCACCGCGGUUGGAAUGCCGCAUUCGAAGAAUUUCUACGUCGCGGAGUUUCUCGUGGGAGACGAGUCGAGGGCGGCGGGUUCCCGGGUUGAGGCGGCGUGGGGGCGAGGGCCACCGGUGAUCUUUCCUUCCCAGCAGCUGGCGUCGGUAGUGAACGGACGCGGCUCCUCGAUAGGGAGUUCCGCUCUGCAUGGGCGGAGUUGGCGGUAUGCUUGGCGGUAUUCCUUGUCUCCGCGGCAGAAGAUGCAGCUGCGGCGCGCUUUCGCGUGUCGCCCCUCAAGCCCUUCCGCACCCGAGCGUGCAAAGCCUGCCGAGGGAAGAAAACACCGAGGUUAUGACAGGGACGUAGCGGGCAGCCAAAACAUGCGGCACCCAUCUUCCCUCCAUGAGAUAGAUCACUCCUCCAAUGGUAAGUUGCUUCUCGCUGAGGAUGACGAUGAAUUCACAAAUCUUUUCACCUCACUCAUGUCAUCACCAAAUGCUUAA
Molecule: messenger RNA, 2289 nt
Organism: Phytomonas sp. EM1
Lineage: Eukaryota; Euglenozoa; Kinetoplastea; Trypanosomatida; Trypanosomatidae
Source: the annotation of a GenBank genome assembly